CUUUUUUUAGAAUUUUUUCUUUUCUUUUAUUUCUUUUUUGUUUUAUUUUUAUAAAUCAAUUUCUCUCAUAUAAAAAUAGCAGCUUCUUUGAUUUGUUUUAGCUCCUCUCCUUGAGCUCUCUUCUUUGGGCUGCUGCACUUGGCUUUUUAUGCUGUUGAUUGUUGCAGGAGGGAAGCUCAUGAAGAGGCUAUUGUUUCAUCAGGUGGCACUGCUAUUGCUUCUUGCCCUAAGUGAUGGUGUUAAAGGCAUUGAAGGAGAGAGCGAUGUGCAAUGCAAAUACGGUAAAGAUUUGACUUUGCUCCCGAGGCCUCACAGUGUCUCCAUCUUGGAAUUUGGGGCUGAAGGAGAUGGGAAGACACUGAAUACACUUGCAUUCCAGAAUGCCAUCUUCUAUCUUCGGUCGUUUGCCGACAAGGGCGGGGCUCAGCUCUAUGUUCCAGCAGGCAGCUGGCUCACUGGAAGCUUUAAUCUCAUCAGUCAUCUUACCCUCUUCUUGGAAAAAGAUGCUGUCAUCCUUGGAACUCAGGACUUAUCUCUGUGGCCAGUCGUUGAACCCUUACCUUCAUAUGGUAGAGGGAUUGAACUUCCAGGUGAACGGUAUCGAAGCUUGAUAAAUGGACACCAGUUAAAGGAUGUGGUUAUAACAGGUAAUAAUGGAACCAUCGAUGGUCAGGGUGCCGUUUGGUGGGAGUGGUCCAGUUCUCAUUCAUUGAACUAUAGUCGCCCUCACCUUGUGGAGCUUGAGAACUCCACCGAUAUUGUCAUUUCAAAUCUGACUCUCUUGAAUUCUCCUGCAUGGAACAUUCAUCCAGUCUAUUGCAGCAAUGUACAGGUUCAGAAUGUAACGAUCCAUGCUCCUUCGGAUUCUCCUUAUACGAACGGCGUAGUCCCAGAUUCGUCUUCUGAUGUAUGCAUCAAGGACUCCUACAUUAGUGUUGGACAUGAUGCCAUCUCACUUAAGAGCGGAUGGGAUGAGUACGGCAUUGCUUUCGCGAAGCCCACUUUGAACGUCCACAUCGUUAAUGUCUAUCUACAUACCACUUUCGGCUCUGCGCUUGCCUUUGGCAGUGAGAUGUCCGGCGGCAUUUCGGACAUACAUGCCGAACACCUCCAUAUCCGAGAUUCUUUCACUGGCAUCAAAGUAAAGACCACCCAAGGCAGAGGCGGUUAUAUUAAAGAUAUUGCCAUAACAAACGUUGAAAUGGAAGAUGUUCACAUGGCACUUGCACUCACAGGCCAUUGCGGUGGCCACCCUGACGACCAUUUUGAUCCCGGCGCUUAUCCGAACAUCACAAGCAUCACUGUGAAGAAUGUGAUUGGUACAAAUAUUUCCAUUGCCGGAAACCUCACAGGAAUCCAUCAAGCUCCGUUCACCGCCAUCUGCCUCUCAAAUAUUUCCUUAUCCAUCAAAUCCGAGUCGUCCGCAUCUUGGGUAUGUUCCGACGUGUCGGGAUUCUCGCAGUCAGUGUCCCCAGAGCCAUGUUCCAAUCUCCAAACUCCAGAUUCUUCAUCCAUUUGUUUUUCUCUCCUAUAUCCAAAUGGCCAUGCAGAAGCCUUAUGAAAUCUUCCAUACUGCUAUUCAUUUCAUCCCUUUGUGUACAAUUGAGAGACUAGGAGUCUUCCAACUCCAUCUUGAAACCAUCAGUUGAGAUCCGCACCGUCCGAUUCUUUUCGAAUAAAAAUCCGAAACACCAUUUCCAAUUCAUAUCCCGCUUCUUCCGUCGGAACGGUUUACGUCCGAAAAUGACAUUGUGCUUACAUGUACAGCUCCAUUUCUUUCAUUCAUGUGUAAGGAAAAAUUUUGGUAGUGUUUGGGACACUCAGGUGAUUGAUUUUGCACUUCUUUUCAUCAAUUAUUAUCAAUGUACAUUGUCCGGCGUGGUUGCCUGUGGCGGAAUAUUAGGUGGAGAUGUGGAUUAUGUAUGCGUCGUAGAGACAUGGGAUUGAAAUAAAAGUGUGGUUCUUAAAUUAUUAGAGAUAACCUUGUUUUUGCUGUUUU
This is a messenger RNA of Magnolia sinica, 1999 nucleotides long. RefSeq names its product probable polygalacturonase. NCBI's taxonomy places the organism in Eukaryota, Viridiplantae, Streptophyta, Magnoliopsida, Magnoliales, Magnoliaceae. The record is from RefSeq and is a predicted model, not a curated record. Gene Ontology annotation, molecular function: polygalacturonase activity. The transcript is spliced from 6 exons. Gene Ontology annotation, biological process: carbohydrate metabolic process. Bases 149 to 1561 code for a protein of 470 amino acids.